Castor canadensis (American beaver) is the source of this 1298-nucleotide messenger RNA. Lineage: Eukaryota; Metazoa; Chordata; Mammalia; Rodentia; Castoridae. The record is from RefSeq and is a predicted model, not a curated record.
CCUUGGGGUUGGGAUGACCUGUUUUCCCUUUUCUUCCAGGUUCAACCUUUUAUCUACUUUUCUCAGAUUUCUUUGCCAAGGACACUAUAAGGAUGUGGUCUCAUGGGUCUAGGCGGCUCCCUUUCUUCUUCCAGAGAGCUGAUAAGGAAAUGAGUUAGCUGGAGGGUGUCCAGUCAUCAUGUGCCAGUCCACCAGACCUGACACUGGCAGGAAGUAGAAGGCUUCUUUGUCUUCUGUGCCCCCACUCUCACCAUGUCUUCGACUCAGGGCAAUGGGGAACACUGGAAGUCCCUGGAGUCAGUGGGCAUCAGCCGCAAAGAGCUGGCCAUGGCUGAAGCCCUGCAGAUGGAGUAUGAUGCUUUGUCCCGGCUCAGGCAUGACAAGAAAGAGAGCAGGGCCAAGCAGAACACAGAACCCUCUCUCAUCAGUUGGGAUGAGCCUGCCUUGGAUUUCUACAGCAAGCCAGCAGGAAGGCGAAAUGACCUCAAACUCUUGCGUGGUCUCUCUGGGUCAGAUCCUACCCUCAAUUACAACUCCAUCUCACCACGGGAAGAGCCUCCCAACCACUGUACCUCCCAGGGUCUCCAGCCUGGCCCAGAUCCCUGGCCCAAAGGCUCCCUGUCUGGAGACUAUCUCUACAUUUUUGAUGGUUCAGAUGGGGGGCUCUCUUUGUCCCCAGGACCAGGGGAUAUAGAUGGGUCUUGUAAGAAACUGUCCCCACCUCCUCUACCACCCCGAGUCUCUAUCUGGGAUACACCUCCCCUGCCUCCCAGAAAGGGAUCCCCCUCAUCCUCCAAGAUCUCUCAGCCCAAUGACAUCAACAAUUUUUCUCUGGUUGAACAACCUCCAGGCAAACUCCUGGGGCACCAAAUUCUAGAAGAGGAAGAGUCAUCAGGAGAUGGGGGCCAGGGACGCCUGCUAGGGUCUGUGGACUAUGAUGGCAUCAAUGAUGCAAUUACAAGGCUGAACUUAAAGUCAACCUAUGAUGCAGAGAUGUUGCGUGAUGCCACUAGGGGCUGGAAGGAAGGCCGGGGGCCCCUAGACCUUGGCAAGGAUACUCCUGGGAAGCCUGUGGCUCGGAGCAAGACCAUGCCCCCUCAGGUGCCCCCUCGUACCUACGCCUCCCGCUGUGCCAACCGGAAGAACGCAAUGGCUGGCAAGAACCGCCGGAUUUCUGCUGCUCCGGUGGGCUCCCGACCCCAUACUGUCGCCAACGGCCACGAGUUGUUUGAGGUCUCAGAGGAAAGAGAUGAGGAAGUUGCUGCGUUUUGCCACAUGCUGGAUAUGUAAGAGUUAAA